Molecule: messenger RNA, 16366 nt
Organism: Colossoma macropomum (tambaqui)
Lineage: Eukaryota; Metazoa; Chordata; Actinopteri; Characiformes; Serrasalmidae
Gene: fat2
Product: FAT atypical cadherin 2
Biological process (GO): homophilic cell-cell adhesion
Cellular component (GO): plasma membrane
Molecular function (GO): calcium ion binding
Source: RefSeq, a predicted model, not a curated record
GGCAGGAACGUCCUGAGGGAACAAGGUGUCUUACCAGCACGGCAGCUCACUACUCACUCUUGAGUAAAAGCAAAUUAGCUUAUGCAAAGCACAAGCAAGAUUUUCUGUUUUAUUCUGAUUUCAUUUUAAGUGCAUUAUGGGAGAACGACAACAACUUCUGGAGCUGCAUUGGAAUACUAAAUUACUAAAGCUGUAGGAAGUUUUGGGAAAAGUUCCAUGAGGAGUUUCUCUAAGGAUCUCAGGUAUGAGGGUCCGUGGGGAGCCAAUAAGAAUGGCCUUGACUGGCAGAGCUAAACUGCUCAGUGUUAUAGCAGUCCUGCUGCACAUAGCCAGAUGUCAAGGGAGCCUGGAAAAGGAUGGCUCUCCUCUGCGGUUCACCCAUCACUUGUAUAAUGCCACCAUUAAUGAAAACUCUGCCCCCAGGACCUAUGUGGAGAGCCCCGUUCGGAUGGGCAUUGUAGUUUCUGAUUCUUUCUGGGACAUCAAGUACAGAGUUGUCGCCGGCGAUGAUGAUGGCCUUUUCAAAGCAGAGGAGGUAGCCGUGGGGGAUUUCUGCUUCCUGAGGAUAACAACCGGCAGCGGUAACUCACUCUCUCCCGUUCUGCUCAACCGAGAGGUACGGGAUGCCUAUACUCUGACUGUUGAAGCUACAGAGAGCACAUACGAGUACCAGGCGAGAACAAAGGUAUCGAUCCAAGUGCUUGAUACAAAUGACCUGAAACCGCUCUUCUACCCUGCCUCCUACAACGUAGUGAUCAGGGAGGACACUCCAGUGAAAUCAAGUGUGGUGAGAGUGAGCGCGACGGACGCUGAUAUUGGCAGCAAUGCUGAGUUUUAUUACUCCUUCACCACUAGAUCACAUCCAUUUGCUGUUGAUCCUUUCACAGGCACCAUCACGCUUGUCAAAAGGCUUAACGCCACUCAAAAAGAAAGGUACGACCUUACCAUUUUGGCAGAGGAUAGAACAAAGAAAAUCUCUGGGGUGCAGAAGUUUGGAAACGUUGCUACGGUUGUUGUAAACGUCGAAAAGGUUGCUGAAAAUUUUACUCUCAUCGCACCCAUCACAGCUGAGGCUCCUCAAACGGACACAGAUAGAAUAAGCGUGAAUGUCAAGAUAGAGCCCCAGGCAAAGGCAGGAGUGGUCUCUCUGAGUGUAGUUGCAGGAGAUGCAGUGAAGGGUUUUGAGAUUAUUCCAUCCGCUUUGCAGGGUAACGACUUUCAAGUGGUCUCAACAAAACGGAUUAACUGGCCACAAAACCCAUUUGGAUUAAAUAUCUCCCUUCAAGCGAAGGACAGAAGUAACCCCCCUUUGCCAACACAAGUUAAGAACAUCCAUAUUCCUUCUCCCCAAUUUACAUCAUUGACAUUUGAGCGAAAAAUAUAUUAUGCCACCCUCAGUGAAUUUUCCCCUCCAAAAACCCAUGUGCUGAAAGUGUCUGUACAUCCCGGUUUACCAAAUGUCACUUAUCACAUUAGAGGUAAUGCAGAUAGCCAUAAAUUCAAAAUUAGCACAAAAACUGGCAUUAUUGUUACUUCGGAGUCUCUUGACUUUGAAAAGAAAUCUCAUUAUGAGUUCGAUGUCACUGUAAAUCACGGCGAAGCUGAAGCCCAUGUUAUAGUCGAUGUAACUGAUGAGAAUGACAAUGCUCCUAGAUUUAUUAACCCUUCACACCAGGCCACUCUGCCAGAAAAUAUUCCUAUAGGAACUAGCAUUUUAUCCAUCUUGGCUAUCGAUGUGGACAAGGACAACAAUGGCUUUGUGACAUAUGCCAUUGCAAACACGGCUCCAUUACCUUUUGUCAUAGAUCCACUGACUGGGGUAAUUUCUACCUCAGAAGAGUUUGAUUAUGAACUAAUGAAGAGGUGGUACCAUCUUCGGAUCUGGGCUUCUGACAGUGGUAGUCCUUUUAGCCGUGUGAGUGAAUGUGCCAUCACCAUCACUAUGACCAACAUCAAUGACAAUGUUCCACUUUUUGAGAGAGUAGCAUGCAAUGCCACCAUACCCCUAGGCUUUGCAGCAGGAGAGACCAUUGUAGAGAUGUCUGCAGUUGAUCUGGAUGAGCUGGAGCAAAUUCGCUAUGGAAUACAGUCUGGAAAUGAGGACAAAUUAUUUGCCAUUGACCCUGUUUCCGGCAUCAUCACACUAGCACAGCCCAUUCCCACAGACUUUUUAGAGACGGAAAGUCCUUCAUAUACCCUAAAAAUAACAGCAACAGAUGGCAAAUAUAGUGCCGACCCCACUACUGUCACUGUGUAUGUCACGGACGAGGGCAAGGAAGCCACCACACACUGCCAAGAAACUGGAGUGUUCAGGCAGCUGACGGAGAAGCUUAUUGAAUCAAUCAAGCCUGUGCUCUCUGCCCAAGAGGAAGAGUCUUUCUCUGAUGUCCAUAUAAUCAAUCGUCACUCUCCAAAGUUUGCUCUUGGCAUUCCAAGCUCCAUUGAUGUCAGGGAAGACUUUGCUCUCAACACAUCUAUACUACACUUUCAGGCCACUGAUAAUGACAGUGGCUUUAAUGGAAAGCUUGUCUAUGCAAUUUCAAGCGGGAACGAGGACGGAUGUUUCUCCAUUGAUAUGAACACAGGAGACUUAAAAAUUGUCUGUACAUUAGACAGAGAAACCAAAGAAUUCUACAUUCUGAAUGUAACAGUGUAUGACUUGGGUGCUCCACAAAUAUCUGCAUGGAAAUUUCUUGCUGUCAAUAUCUUGGAUGUAAAUGACAAUCCACCAUUAUUUUCUCAACCAAGAUAUGUUCUGAACAUACCUGAAAACACAGAGACUGACAAGAGCAUCUUCAAAGUACAUGCAGUGGAUUUUGACCUUGACGACAAUGGAGUCAUCAAAUAUUCCUUAUUAACAUUCACUGACCUAUUUAAAGUUGAUGAAACCUCUGGGGAUGUGAGGGUGAUUGGGCAUUUGGACAGAGAGACCUUUCCCAGAUAUGACUUAAAGAUUGAGGCCAGGGAUCAAGCGAAAGAGGACCCUCAGCUUAUCUCAACUGCAGAUCUAGUGGUUGUCUUGGAAGAUAUCAAUGAUAAUCCUCCUAAGUUUGUACCCAAAGUCUACAGCAUUAAAGUCCCUGAAGAUGCCCCUCCAGGCACAGUGCUGUUAUGGGUUGAGAGCUAUGACCUGGAUUUGGGGAGUGGAGGAGUCAUAAGCUAUAAUCUGAAGAACAGUGAGGCAGGCACCUUUUUCCUGGACACAAGUACAGGGCUACUAACUCUUGAGAAGGAACUGGACUUUGAAAGAAAGCAGUUGUAUAAUCUAACGGUUCGAGCUGUGGACCAUGGAAACCCCAGGUCCUUAUCAUCCUCAUGUUUUGUAGAGGUUCAAGUGUUGGACGUCAAUGAAAAUUUGAAUAAGCCAGUUUUCAGCUCGUUUGUACACAGUGCUCCAGUUCUGGAAGAUGCCAAAAUAGGCACUUCAGUUCUGACUCUCACAGCUGUGGAUAAAGAUUUGGGGAGAGACGGAGUUGUCAGAUACCACAUUCAUGAUGGGACAGGACUUGGAGUCUUUGUCAUUGAUGAAGAAACAGGAGUGAUCCGGACAGCAGACACUCUGGACAGGGAGGCUGUACUGCACUACUGGCUGACUGUGUAUGCCACUGAUCUGGGCACUAUACCCCUGGUGUCCUGGACUGAAGUGUACAUUGAAGUUUUGGAUAUUAAUGACAAUCCUCCUGAGCUGUCCCAGCCUAUCUACUUUGCUUCAGUCCAUGAAAAUUUGCCCAAAGACAAAUCUGUGUUGAAAGUGGCCGCCACAGAUGUGGACAAGUCUUCAGAGGGAAAGGUGACGUUCCAGAUCCUGGAUUCUCAGCGCACAUAUUUCACCAUCGACUCAAAGACAGGUGUGAUCAGCACCGUCGCUGAGCUGGACCGGGAACAAAAACCAGAGCACAUUAUUGAGGUGAUUGCAUCUGAUAACGGAGCUCCCCCUCUGCGCUCCACUGCCACGGUGGUCAUUAAGGUCCUGGAUGAGAACGAUAACAGCCCUCAAUUCAGCCACAAGCUCUUCCAAGUCAAGCUGCCUGAGCGCCAGAGCACGGCCCUGCCCCAGCAGGUCUACAGGAUGGUUGCCCGCGAUGAUGACGAAGGGCCCAACGGCAUGAUCACCUACAGCCUGGAGAACAGCAUGGAGGGGCAGUUUGAUAUCGACCCCACAACAGGGGUGGUCACCGCCAGGGGAGAGUUUGGACGAGGCAAUUACAGCAUCCUCACGAUAAAAGCCACAGACCAUGGCAGUCCUGCGAGAAUGUCCAAGUCUCGUCUGGAUGUAGAAUGGCUGCCUCAGCCGGAGCCCAGUUCUGUGCCGCUGGCCUUCGACGAGGCACACUUCACCUUUGCUGUCAUGGAGACCGACCCAGUCGCUGACAUAGUGGGUCUCAUCAGCACAGAGAUCACUCCCAGCCCCCUCUGGUUCGACAUUGUAGGUGGUGAUGAGGACCAGGAUUUUUACAUAGAGAAGAACAUGGGGAGUAUUGCGAUAGCCAGGCAUCUGGAUGCAGCCAGAAGAUCUAAUUACAACCUCACCAUCAGCGUCACAGACGGCUCUCAAACCAUUACUACUCAGGCAUACAUUCGAGUGCUGGACAUGAAUGAGCAUCGACCCAUGUUUCUGAAGAAUCAGUAUGAGGUCAGAGUUCCAGAGGACACAGAUCCAUGGAAGGAGAUCCUACAGAUCAGUGCCCAGGACGCAGAUGCCAACAGCAGGCUGGUCUACUCCAUCCACAGCAGUCUCCGUCCAGACAGCCUCAAGCAUUUCCAUCUGGAUCCAAAGACUGGAGUGCUUGUCCUGACUGAGGAGCUGGACUAUGAGACCAUCUCCACACAUACUCUUAUUGUGAUGGUUCGUGAUCAAGAGAUUCCAGUGAAGAGGAACUUUGUAAAAGCUGUGGUGCAUGUGGAGGACUGUAAUGACUACACACCAACCUUCAUGAGCACUCAUUAUGAAGGAAGCAUCAGCAACCUGGCUCCAACUGGUACUGAAGUGCUUCGAGUCAAAGCUUUGGACAAGGACACAGGCAGCAACUCUGAGAUUGUCUACUCCAUUCACUCAGCAGGGAACAUGGAUGGAGCUUUUGAUGUUGAUCAGGACACAGGAAGCAUCCGUGUGAUGAAGUCAUUAGACAGACUCUCCCAGGAGCAGUAUCACCUUACAGUGAAGGCCACCGACCAGGGCUUCCCCCAGCGCAGUGACCUUUGCCCUGUCAAUAUCCAUGUGAAGCUGUCUGAGCUCACAGCUCCAAAGUUCACCCAGGAUGAGUACUUCACUGAAAUAAGUGAGGCUAGUCCUCUAGGCGCUCCAGUGCUCUCUGUCUCAGCCAGCUGUCCAUCUCCUGUGAAUUACAGGAUCAAAGAUGGUGACCCUAAUGGGACUUUCCACAUCAAUUCCAACUCCGGGCUGCUAUCUGUCCAAAAAGCUCUCAAUUUUGAAGAGUGCCUCUCUUACCGCCUGCAAAUAAGAGCUACAAAUACAGCUGGGGUCUCGUCAGAUGCUGUUGUCUAUGUGUAUGUCAUAGACGAAAAUGACAAUGCCCCUGGUUUCCUUCAGGACAGCUACUAUGGUCAAAUCAGUGAGUCUGCACCUAUGAACAGCAUGGUAAUGGGGGAGAACAACACCCCACUGGUGAUCAAGGCCUCAGAUGCUGACAAGGACUUGAACGCUCUGCUAAUCUUCCAAAUCCAAGAGCCAGAGGCAAAGAAAAUGUUCAAAAUAGAUCCGAGUAUGGGCACCAUCUCUCUGAUAUCUGUGCUUGACUUUGAGACUACUCCAGAGUUUGUCUUCAGGGUUCAAGUGCAGGACUCUGGGGAGCCUUUUCUAAGCUCUGCCAAACCAUGCAAAGUCACCAUUCGUGUCCUAGAUUUUAAUGACUGCUCUCCUAAAUUUACACUACCUGUGUUUACUGCUUCCAUCACAACUCCUGUUUUCAAAGACAUGAAAGUCGUCCAAGUAUUGGCUCAUGAUGCAGAUUCAUCAGUCUUGUACAGUAUUGCAGAGAGUAAUCACCAGAAUGUGUUUAAUAUAGACCAGUUGACUGGUGAGAUUUCAGUCAGUGAUGUGUCUGACUUACAGUCCUAUUAUGAGCUCAAAGUUGAAGCCUCGGAUGGCUUGUACAAAGACACUGCCUUAGUGAAAGUUAAUGUCACUAAGGUCAAAACAACUAGUCUGAAGUUUGAGGAGAGGAUGUAUAUAGGCACUGUACUUGAAAACACUACAUCUGUAAAAACUUUAACUGUCCUAAGAGCCACAGGUAGCUACCUCAACGAACCCCUGAUUUACACUGUUCUGAACCCAGGAGGCAAGUUUUCGGUGGUGCAGUCAUCUGGAGUGCUGCAGACCACUGGCGUUCCAUUUGACCGCGAGGAGCAGGAUGAGUAUAAUGUGGCUGUGGAGGUCAGAGACAUGAGAACUCCACCACGUAUAGCCGUAACUUAUGUCAAGGUCUUUGUAGAUGAUAUCAAUGACAAUGCACCCAUCAUAUCAAACCUUCCGCAUACUCUGAUGAUAUCUGAGGAGACUGAACCAGGGGAUGUUCUCUUCCAAGUGCUGGCAACUGAUGAUGACACUGGUGAAAAUGGAUCUAUAAUUUACACACUAGAGGACCAUUUCAAUCUCUUCAGGAUUGAUCCCUAUCUUGGGGAUGUGUCCCUUCAACGACCCCUAGACUUUGAAUCAUUGAAUAAGUAUGUGCUUACUGUGCGGGCCUCUGAUGAAGGUGAACCUAGUCUGUCAGAUUUUGGGGAGCUGUACAUCCAAGUGCAAAACCGUUCUCACCCUAUAUUUCAAAGUUUGUUUUACCCUUUGAGACUACCUGAAAACAUUGCUCCCUCCACAACUAUCUUGCAUGUGCAAGCAAGAAAUCCAGAGGGCUAUCGCCUUAUCUACAAUCUUGUGGAAGAUAAUGCCUCAAAUUUUUUUCACAUUGACUUCAAAACAGGAAUGUUGAGUGUCACUGACUUUCUAGACUAUGAGACACAGGCAAAGCACCUAUUGACUGUUCGGGCCACAGACUCUGUGACUGGUUCUUUUACAGAGGCCAAAGUAGAGAUAGAUGUUGAAGAUGUCAAUGAUAAUGCUCCUGUAUUUGGGAACCUUACUUACACAGCAGAAUUGUUAGAAGGUCUUCCAGUAGGCACAUCUGUAAUACAGGUUUCAGCAUUUGACAGAGACUCAGGAAGAAAUAAAGAUGUAACCUACCAAAUAGUUGACACAGGGAAAAAUGAAACAGAAUUUUUCAAAAUGGAUCCACUGAGUGGUCUUUUAGUAACAUUGCAGGUCUUGGAUUAUGAGACCAUACAGCAGUUCCACCUGAAAAUCAAAGUCACAGAUAAUGGUACACAACCUCUCAGUGGUGAAGCUUAUGUUAUUGUGAACAUUACAGAUGUCAACGACAACCCUCCUGACUUCAGUGAGUCACAUUAUCGAGCCUCUCUGGACGAAAUGGCGUCUUGUGGUCACAUAGUCAUCAAAAUCCAGGCUUCAGAUCCUGAUAGCAAGGACAGUCUCCAGUACAAGAUUCUUUCAGGGAAUGAAGGGAGAUACUUUGCUAUCAAUGAAUCCUCUGGUCUUAUCUCAUUCUCCAAUGUUUGCAAGAGAAAUCUGGAUCCAUUUUACAACCUUACAGUCGCUGUAUCAGACGGCGUGUUCCAAAAGACUGCUCCUGUAAACAUUGACAUGACCAGCAGCAACAGACAUAGCCCUUAUUUUAACCAGGAUAUUUAUGAAGCCGAAUUAGCUGAGAAUGCAGAGUCAGGAACACGUGUGAUUCGCCUAGCUGCGAUUGAUCCUGACGAUGGACCAUAUGGCAGUGUGGACUACACCAUUAUCAACAAGCUUGCAGAUGAAAAAUUCUCCAUUGACAGUGAAGGACAAAUUGUAACUGCUCAGCCUUUGGACAGAGAGAAUCCCUCACAAAGAGUGAUUGCCAUUAAGGUCAUGGCUAAAGAUGGUGGUGGCAGAGUAGCUUUUUGCACUGUGAAGAUCAUUCUUACAGAUGAGAAUGACAAUGCCCCUCAGUUUAAAGCAUCUCAGUACCACGUCUCCAUUCAGUCUACUAUAAAUAAAGGUUCCCCAGUUAUUCAAAUAAUGGCAUACGAUGCUGAUGACGGCAAGAACGCGGAUGUCACCUAUGCAGUUGAUGAAGCUGAGGAAGUGACAGAGGAGGUGAUUGAAAUUAAUCCGUUUACAGGUGUGGUCAGUGUCAAAGAGAGCCUGGUUGGAAUGGAGAACAAAAUCUUUAAUUUUAAAGUCCAGGCUCGAGAUGGAGGCAUUCCUUUUUAUAACUCCACUGUACCAGUCCAGGUUAAAGUAGUCCCACCAGAGGUGCCUCUGCCAAGGUUUACUGAACCACUGUAUACAUUCUCAGCCUCUGAGGAUCUUCCCAUUGGCUAUGAGAUAGGCACGGUCAAGGCCGAUGCGGACGUGCCGCUGAUAUACAGCUUAGUAGAUGGCAACACUGUGGAAAGCAACAGGGACAAAGUGUUUGCAGUUGAUGAAGAAAGUGGCACACUUGUGGUGCAAAAGAAUAUUGACUAUGAGAAGACCAAGUGGUAUCAGAUCGAUGUUCUUGCUCAAGGCAGUCACAAUGGCACAGAUGUAGCUUCUCUAGUGUCAGUUAGCAUCCAGGUUCAGGAUGUGAAUGACAACCAGCCCAUGUUCGAGGCAGACCCAUAUAAAGCCGUACUGGUGGAAAACAUGCCCUCUGGCACCACUGUCAUCCAGGUGACGGCUAAUGACCCAGACAAGGAUGCUAAUGGACAGGUGACAUACACUCUGGAGCCAGAGAUGGAUGAUGUCAGUGAUAUCUUAACCAUUGACUCAGAAACGGGCUGGAUCACCACGUUGAAGGAGAUGGACUGUGAAACUAAACAGUUGUACAGGUUCUAUGUGGUGGCCACUGACCAUGGAGGCAGUGUUAAGCUUUCCUCUUCAGCUCUUGUGGAAGUGACAGUCACUGAUGAAAAUGACAACCCACCGCAGUUCACAGAGGAGCUCUAUCAAGGGUCCAUCAUCGAGAACAGCAGGCCUGGAGAGGUGAUAGUCACUCUGACAACUAUUGAUAAUGAUGUGUCUGUAGACAACAGACAGGUCGCAUGCUAUAUAACAGAUGGUGACCCACUGGGCCAAUUCUCAGUCAUCGCAGUGGGAGAAGAGUGGAGAAUUACUGCCAAAGGUUCACUUGACAGGGAAGUCAAAGACAAACACAUACUCAAGAUUUUAGCCACAGAUGGAAAAUUUCAAACAGCUGCCACAGUGGAGGUCCAUGUUCUUGACAUCAAUGACAACAGUCCAUUGUGUGAGCAAUUGCUGUACACUGAAGCAGUCAUGGAGAAUUCUGCGUCAGGACGGUUCAUUCUGAAGGUGUCUGCCUCCGAUCCAGACAUUGGCACGAACGGACAAGUCUCUUUCACUCUUCAUGGUCCAAAUGCAGACAAGUUUCAUCUUGACCCCAAAACUGGGGAGCUGUUCACCCUCGCCGUCUUGGACCGGGAGAAGGAAACAGAAUACGACCUGGUCGUCAAGGCAACUGACGGUGGUGGACGCUCAUGUCAGGCAGACAUUAUGCUUAUGGUACAGGAUAUGAACGACAACGCACCACAGUUUUCCACCAACCACUAUGAGGUUACUGUGUUCGACAACACCACCGUUAGAACACCUAUAGCAGUCAUCUAUGCCAAAGACCCAGACACAGGCAUAAACUCAGAGGUGAGAUACUCCCUCCAGGGAGCAUACAGCGGCUUCUUCUCUCUGGACGAGAUUUCGGGAAUCCUACGUCUGGAGCGUUCUCUGGCUGAUGAGCUGGCUCAGUCCACCUUUGAGCUGCGAGUCAAAGCCACAGACAGAGGUCUUCCUCAUCACCACUCCUCUAUAGCUACGGUCACCGUGCAUGUUGUUGACCUGAGCGACUACCAGCCUGUGUUCCUGAGCGCUGAGUACACAGCCCAGCUCCCAGAAUCCUCAGCAAUAGGGACAGAAGUGCUCAGCGUGUCCGCACUCACCAGAGAUGGCACUGGCAACGAGCCUGUCCGAUACUCCAUCAUCUCUGGCAACGAGGACGGAAGGUUCCAAAUUAAUCCAGAGACAGGUGUGCUUUGGGUGAGCGCUGCACUGGACUUUGAGCUGUGCCGCGAGUAUUACCUGUCAGUGGAGGGGGCGCGAGGCAAGGCGUCGCUGGCUGACAUCGCCAUGGUUAUUAUCAACAUCACUGACAUCAACGACAACCCACCCGUUUUUAGCCGUGGAGACUACAGCGCCGAAAUCACAGAGGAUAUCUCUCCUGGAGACACAGUGAUGCAGGUGACAGCUGUCGACCUUGAUGGGCCUCCAAACAACCUCAUCCACUACUCCAUCGUGAGUGGCAACCCACAGCAGCAGUUCAGCAUCGAUCCUCGCACUGGUCACAUCAAAGUGCGCUCUGCACUGGACAGGGAAGAGAUUACACACUACUCGUUAACCAUCCAGGCUGCUGAUGAGGGGCAACCCCCUCUGUCUUCGGCUGUGCAGGUGACAGUGACGGUGACUGAUGUCAACGACAAUCCACCUGUCUUCUCCCAGACCACCCACAGCCUUGUUCUGCAGGAAGGGGACGCUGUGGGCAGUAGCAUUUUGCAGCUGUUGGUCAGCGAUAGGGACACGCCUCAGAAUGGCCCUCCCUUUUCUUACCACAUUGUGUCAGGGAACGAAGGCAGACACUUUCAUGUGGACCAGGGGGGUCUUCUGUCCCUCUCCUCAUCACUGGGAAAGAGAGGAAAGCCUCAGCAUGUGCUCAAAAUUCAGGUCACUGACAGCGGCCACCCCCCACUGUCAUCUAUAUGUGUGGUCAAAAUCAAUGUCACUGAGGAAAGCAAGUACCCUCCCACUGUGGCACCACUGGAGGUCUUCAUAACGACCACUGAGGAAACUUUCCCCAGGCGAGUCAUCGGCAAGCUCCAUGCCUCUGACCAGGACCCCCAGGACGUCCUGUCUUACAGGAUGGAAUCCACACAUGAAGGACUGUUCUCUGUGGACCCUGUAGAUGGGAAGAUUGUGGCAGAGGAGGCACUGCGGGCCGGCCUGUAUUCCCUCAACGUGAGCGUGUCUGAUGGCAAGUUCAGUGUGUUUGCAGGUGUGCGGGUGCAUGUGUGGGCCGCCUCCCAGCAGGCCUUGGACCAGGGUUUCACCCUGCAGCUGGCUGGUGUGUCCGCUGAGGAGUUUGUGGCAGACCAUUGGAGAAGCCUUCAGCGCAGCCUGGGCGCUGAGCUCAACAUCCCCAGGCAGGAGCUGCAUAUCGCCAGCCUGCAGCAGGAUCCCGACUCCGUCAACCUGCAGGUGCUGUUAGUGCGUCGGGCUCAGGACGGCUCAGCCCGACCCGUGGGUGCUCAGCGAUUGGAUGUAGCGCUGACCACAGUUGGGGACACCCUGGGCCUGAGGGUUCUCAGAGUGAGGUCGGACGGCUGUGUGGGCGAUGAUUGCCCCGAGCGAAGCUGCAGGAGCUCUGUGCUGAUGAAUGAAGAGAGAGUGAGCCACUACAGCACAGCGCGGACCAGCUUCAUCACGCCCCGCCACAAAUGGGAGAGUGUCUGCUCCUGUAACGAGUCUGCCGUGAGAUUUGAUGGACAUGGUUAUCUGAAGUACCUUUAUCGGGUGGAGGAGGAAAAACAGAACUUCCAUCUGUCCCUACGAAUUAAGACAUCUGAUGCUGAAGGCACAGUGAUGACUGCUAACACCUCUGACUGGGGAACAUUACAGGUGGUUGAGCGGGAGGUCCUGUUCCGUUACGGCUGUGGAAACGUUCUCCCUGGAAGCCUACACGUGAGGGGCCACCGAGUGGCUGAUGGACAUUGGCAUCAUGUCUCUCUGGAGGUCAAUGGAACCGUGCUCAGGUUGACUGUGGAUGGCACCCACUCUAAUUCGGUGGUCCUGCCGGAGCCUUGCAGACUUACUCAGACCCGUGGGGCCCUGCUGCUUGCCAGCCCCAACCCCAGUGCAGAGGCCCAUGCACCAGGCUUCAAAGGCUGUCUGGACAAUGUGGAGUUUAACGGCCGGUCUUUGAGGAGAGAGGAGGGGCUGACACGCCUGGGUUCGCAAAGAAACCGACUCUUUGGCGUGUACCAAUGCUGCAGAGUGGACGGCUGCACCAGUAACCCUUGUGAGAAUGGAGGGACAUGUGAAGAAAACUUUAACGGAGAGUUGAGCUGCAGCUGCCCACUGCGCUUCUUUGGUGCGCGCUGUGAGCUGGAUAACAACCCCUGCGCGUCUCAGCCAUGCUCGCCCGGCAGCCUGUGCGUGCCAAAGCUCCAAGGCUACAUGUGCUACUGCCCUGAACAAACUGCUGGAAACAGAUGUCAGACUUUGAUUGACGCUUGUUCUCCAAACCCCUGCCCCAGUGGUUUUGGCUGUAAAAUGGCAGAGGGCUCCAUCCAUUGUGACCCGUUACCUCAGGUAUCAGGAGUCAUUGGAUAUAUAGAGAUUGCUGAGAUCUGUGCAGGUGUGAUGGGGCUACUGUUUCUGGUUGCGGCUUUUGUGUGCAUUCGGAAACGUUACAUCAGCCACAAGAAGCACAAGUCUGGCUGUGUGCAGGACUCCAACGGCUACUUUCCGACAGGCCUGACCAAGAGCAUGAUGCGUGACGGAGGGGACACACCACCAAUGGAGAUGAGCACCCUGAUUGGCACAGGGAACAACCUGGACCACAGCCCCUUCCGCUCCCUGAAGCCACGCGACCAGAGGGAGCUGGCUCAGUCGAGCUCGCGGACCCAGAAGGCUCAGGGCCCUGUGGUGUGCAGCGUGGCCCCUAACCUCCCACCUCCCCCCUCCUCCAGUUCCGAUAACGACUCCAUCGUGAAAAACAACUGGGAGGCGAGUUAUGAAGUGUACCCCGCUGAUCCGGACUAUUUUGGGCGCCCAAACGUGCAGGAGUUCCCACAGUUCGACAUUGUAGAGAGCACAUACCCCACCAUGUCGUCCACAGACUCUCGGCGAAACUCUCGAUUCGGGGGCUUCCCAUUCCCUCUGGAUCGCAAUGACCGGCGCGCACCGCUUCCACCGUGUUACAGUAACCAGAACCUGGAUGACUUCUUGGGGCCAGACGGCCUGCCUCUGCCCAGCUCACAGUGUCCAAACGAGUACACAGCUAUCAGCUACUACCCCACUCAUCACACACGCAGCAUGGACAACGUAUCGGCUGGCUACAAACGGCUCAGUGUGCGCCUGAGCGUGGCACAGCCUUCAUACGCAGACUGCGGCUCCUCUAGCCACACAUCACCUUCCAGGCGACCCCGCAGCCGCGCAGACUCGGACAUGAUGGAGAGUGACUAUGGCAGCUGCGAGGAGGUCAUGUUCUAGCAUAAUGUUGGGAGAUGUGGCAGAAGCAUGCUCAAUAUACUCAUGAAGAGGCUGAACCCCUUAAACUCCAGAAUUAUUAGUCAGUUAUUACAUUUACGGCUUCUUAUCCAAGGCCGUAUUAACCUAAUGGGCUUUAGGGAUCUUUAGGGACCUCUGCGUACAAUUACUGACAUAAGUAGUUACCAUUAGUCAGCGUUACGCUUUGUUCAUUUUGGUGGGUGUUCACACUGGAUGUGUUUUUGUACACCAAGUCUUUUUUUCUCUUUUUUCAAAGGGAGAGACACAUUUUGCACACCAGACGGAUGCGCUGGGUGCGGGUAUCUUUUGUGUGGAGCACUCUGGGCACACUGAGUUGAGAAAAUUUCAAGUUGAAGCUGUCAAGUAGCCUACUUCACAGCCAUUUUUCCUGUGCUCACCAGUCAGAUCAAAAGGAAGGUGGACCUGCAAUAGUCACUGAGUACCCUGAACUGGAUGACUUCACAGAUCAAAAUUAGAACAAUAAAAAUAAAAAAAUACCCCCCCCUUACUUACUAACCUGUGCAUGUAAUCAGUGCUAGUGGAGAGAGACCGUCCGUUGGUGGGGCUAAUUUAAGCUGUUUUUUAUUCUGGUGUAUGUCAGUGUUAAGUGGUCUAUUCAGCAUUUCUCAUUUGUGAUGAAUGUGUUGGUGCAUGUCACCCCAAAGCCCUAGACUGCCUUAAUACGGCCUUGCCAGUAAGUACAUUGAAUGAUUCAGUAGCCACUAAGACACUGAUAUCUAAGAUAUGAGUGAGAAAUGGAAAUCUGGACCCCUGAUGGGUCCUUAGAGUUUAAGGGGGAAAGAGAAGAAUGUGACUGGUGAAUUUCAGGGAGCUUGAUGGCAGAGUCACUGAGGCACAAGAGCUCCCUGCAUCGAACAGUAUUACUUUUUAUUUUCAGGGCGGUGCAAAGACACAUGCCUCAAAUGCGACCCGCUGUCCCUCGCAUAGAGAAACGGAUGAGAAUGUGUGGUAAAUAAUGUUCUUCUGCCUGCUGUUUGAGAAGAUGGCUCCUGAGCACAGCUGCACAGUUUCCAUCGCUCGGAAGCGUUUCAUUGUGCUUACUGUUUACAAUUCUUUUUCGUGUGCUGAACUGUAGUAUUUGUUGCAUGACUUUCUAAAGAAGUCUGAAAUGUGGUUUGUGACAUCUUCUGGGUUUCCAGCCGCGGAUUGUGCUCCUGUGUGUUGUCAUUUUAGUUUCCCCUAGUAAACAGCAGAGAAGUAUACCCUUUUUAUAUGCAGAUUUUGAAAAUGAUAUAUUUGGUGUGCCACAUGCCUGAUAUCAAAUUGGAACCACUGUGUUGAGAAAAAUGAAGCCAAAACUUGUUUUUCUGCGUUUUUUCAUGUCCCAUAUGUGCUUACUGCAACAAGCUGAUGAGUAAAAUUUUAAUAGAUGUUAAGAAAUGGAAAGGAAAGCACUGUUUAAACUAUAAAUUGAAAAGUAGUUUAUUAUCACUGACAUAUCAAAAUCAGUUGUGAAUGCAUUUUUUUUCUCCAUUCUAUAUUAUUUUUUCCGUGUGUGAACAUUUCAUGAUGAUUGGACUAACAGAACAGGUCCAAAAUAACCUGCAUUAAAGUUACGAAUAUUUUUCCUUCUCCUAUAAACGUAACACUUCAUAGAUACAAGGUUUUCAUAGAAAUGUGGUUUGCAGAGAUGAGCCCAACAGCUGGUACCAGCUGUACUACAUGCCGUCCAUAAUGGGGGUUCCUUAAGAUGAGAAUGCAAGCUUGAUUGAUUGUAGGACUCUUCCAUGUUCCUAAAGAGAUACAUCAGUCAUUCAGUUAUUUUCUUGGUCAGGCAGUUAGUGUUCUCCUCUGAGCGUGUUAAAGCACUUUGGCAAUGCUGUUUGGCUAGUGGAUUGAAAUAAUGCAAUGUUUAUCUUCAUAUAUGUCAGAGGAGGUGUGUGUUACCUUUCAUUCGCCAUAUUGGUGGAAACUGAGAAACCGAUAUUGGAAACUGGCCACUGCAAAAUUUGGAAUUGAGAGAAAUAAAUUAAAUUUAUGUAGAGUGAAGCUAAGGCUGGUCCUUUGCUAUUUCCAUGUAUUGUUAGUAGAAAUAUACUAUAUAUCAAGAAUAGAUUCCAGACUAAACAGAUAUAUUUUCACAAGCAUGUAUGAUGUUUGGGUUGCAGUGCUUUGUGAAUAGUAAUUAGAUGCAGUAUUUUUGGAAUGUGAACUCAUGCACUGUUUUUAUUUUCCUAAUAUAGUAGGUGUGUAAAAAGUUUGAUUAUCAAAAGUAAUCAAAUUAGAAUAAAGCAAUACAAAAUUUAUAUGCAAACUGUAAUGGGUACAGUUUGCCUCAAAACAAACAAGUAAACAUCAACUCUACAAAUGCAUUUUGGAAAUGUAGAAAUGUAUCAUAGACCUUGUUAUUAACUUCUUUGUACUCUUACAUUCUUAAAACGGUGUUUGCCAGUUCUACCCACACUACGUGUUUGUGGUCCUAUCCUUAUUGGCUUGUUUACACUUGAAAGGCGAUCAAUAGGAACGCAGUUCAGAUGCUGGACGGCAUGAUCGCUGGCUUUAGAGUUUGCGAUGAGGACAUGAGGACGUAUGGGAAUUCUUAUUAAAGCUGUACACACGGGUACAUGCUCAGGGCUGAGCCAUUGAACCGAGUGCAUGUACUGCCUCUCUCUCUUAUUGACCCAUGGCUAUGUCAUUGAUGUGGAUAGUGCUUAGUGUUUGAAGCAAAAAAAAUGAACUGUUCGUCUUGUUGCGUAUGGCAGCUGUUUGAAGUAUUUCUGGAGAUGAUUUACAGCUUGUCUCAUGUCUGUCAUUUAGGUUGGCCACAUGAACUCUCGAUGUAUGUACAGUGGUCCAGUGAGUUCAAGAAAGAAUGUAUCUUUGUUUUGUUUUUUUUUUAUUUGUUUUGUUUUGUAUUUUCAAAAUUCAAUGUGGGACAAAUCCCAUGUUUUAAAUCUGUUCCUCUGUGAGAGAAUCCUUUGCUUUUAGAUUUCAUCAUUAUCUGAAAUAUUAUGAAAUAGUACUAUAUAAAUAAAAAUAUGUGGUUAAUAAAUGUUUCACUGA